Molecule: messenger RNA, 1021 nt
Organism: Schizophyllum commune H4-8
Lineage: Eukaryota; Fungi; Basidiomycota; Agaricomycetes; Agaricales; Schizophyllaceae
Exons: 5
Coding region: 73-795 (240 amino acids)
Biological process (GO): regulation of DNA-templated transcription
Molecular function (GO): zinc ion binding; DNA-binding transcription factor activity, RNA polymerase II-specific
Source: RefSeq, a predicted model, not a curated record
UCUUGCCGUUGCCGCCCACCGCCGUCCGCCUACCCGCCCGUCCGUCCGUCCGCGAGCGUGGCCGUUGCCGAAAUGUCGAACAGCGUCGAUGAGAUCUCCCCCGAGGUUAUCGAGAACACCGCGCGCCAGAUCGAGGCAAUUCAGCAGCAUCAGCAGCAGCAACAGCAGCACCUGCAUGCCGUCCCCCACCACUCCCAUACGCCCCAGGUAGCGCCUCCUCCUCCCCCGCACCCCCACGCCAUCCAGGACCAGGUCAUGCACCCUCCGCCUCAACAGCAAGGCCCCCCACAACCUGAGCACCAUUCCGGGGCUCCCACGAGCAGUAGCGGGCGAAAACUUCGUCGCGCGUGUGUCGCAUGCCAUGCUGGCAAGACCCGGUGCAGCGAAUCCCUCCCGUGUCAGAGCUGUUUAAAGCGCGGUCUCGGCGCGACCUGUGCAUACCCUGACCCCGACAACUCGCAAUCGCCGCAAGAUGCGAGCAGUUCGGCGUCCGCCGCACCACCCUUUCAACCUCCGCCGAUGUACACGACGCUGCAGAGCAACACUAUGCAGCAGCAGCCGUACUACGACUACAACGGUCAGUACACCGGCGCCUCCACCUCCACCUUCCGGCCCAAUAAACGACCCCGCAACCUUACCGAGGAAGAGGCUGCCGCCAUUACUCGCAACUUCAGCCGCGGCGACUUCUUCGUCGGCAACAGCGCACCCGUGCGCAUCGACCCGCGUCUCCCUGUUCGUCUCACACUCGGCGAGGGCGAUCACGUUCACUUCACAGUCGGCGAGGCGCUGGUCUAAUGGAGGUGAUGUGCGGUACCGCUGUAAUGAACAACAGUGUCAUGACUGGGAUCGACGACCUACAGACAGGGCGCACGCGCCCGGUCUGUUGUACAAUAUAGUGACGUCUUGGGCUCCGUUCCGUUAUUGGUUUCCCCGCGAUCGUGUCCUCGUAGCAUCCUCGUUGCUUUGCUGUACUGUGUGUAAUUGUGUCCGUCUGAUCUAUCUAUUGGUCUCUGAAUCCACA